This is a messenger RNA of Elgaria multicarinata webbii, 639 nucleotides long. Its product is annotated as claudin-16-like. Gene Ontology annotation, molecular function: structural molecule activity. The coding region runs from base 1 to 639 and encodes 212 amino acids. The transcript is spliced from 5 exons. Gene Ontology annotation, biological process: bicellular tight junction assembly; cell adhesion. The record is from RefSeq and is a predicted model, not a curated record. Lineage: Eukaryota; Metazoa; Chordata; Lepidosauria; Squamata; Anguidae. Gene Ontology annotation, cellular component: bicellular tight junction; plasma membrane.
AUGGGUUCUGCAGCGAGCCUGGUCUCCAUUUUCUCUGGGGCUCUGUCCUUCCUCUGCACCAUUGGCUCUCUCUGCACAGACUGCUGGCAGGUGAACAGCAAAGGCUCCGUGAUGCUGAGCGUGCGCUGCAGAGGCUUGUGGGGCGAGUGCGUGUGGGAUAAAUUUGUCAAGAUCUGGACCUGUGAUGUCUUCAGCUCUUACCUGAAUCCACACCCGGCGGCCAUGAUCACCGCAAGAGCCUCCCUCAUCACGUCCGCCGUGGCCGGUGCUGUAGCCUUUCUCUGCCUCCUCUCGGGAUGCCGGUAUUUCAGCUGCGGCCUGCAGGCCCCCGUGAAGCGGCGCUGCCUCUACCUCUCGGUGGGAUGCUACCUCUUUGCCGGCCUUUUGUCCUGCUUCGGAGUCAUUCGAUACUGCAUGUACGUGUUCUCCCAGCACCAGUACGAGGUGUCUCUCAACAUCCCUGGAUUCCCAAGCUUUGAAUACGGAUACUCCCUGUGGAUGGCGGCAGCCGGGGACCUGGCCGCCCUGGUUGCCGCCGUGACGUCGUACUACGAAGCGGUGCUCAUGAAGGCCCCCGGCGCGAACCUGGCCAAGGAGAUGGCUGCCGACGGCACUGGAGCGGCUUGCACCUACGUCUGA